AUGUGUGUGUAUUUCUUCCCCAGGCGUACGUGUCCGUGCUUCGGAUCAACAACUUUCUGCUGUACGAGGAACUGGACGAGAACACAGUCAUUGAGAUGGCCGACUCAGAGCACGCAGUAACGUUUGAAGGAGCUGAAAUGACUUGGGAUGUAAAUGCGCCGUCUACCUUGAAAAAGGAGAACCUGGACGGCUCGCUGACCAUCUCUAGACGAGCGGAGAAGCAGAUGGAGGAGGGAAAGCUCAAGAAAGAUCAAGGGAAACUCAUCACCACGGAGGUGCUCGCCAAAGGAAGGGUGGAGCCCAAGGUUUACCUGAAGUACGCCCGGGCGGCCGGAAUCCUGCCCAUGACGGUGGCCAUCUCCUUGUUCUUCACAUUCCACUCGGUCAGUGUGGUCACCAACUACUGUCUGACAGCCUGGACCUCAGAUCCCUUCUUGGCCAACCGGUCAAACGACAUAGAGGAGUUGUCGGAACUCAGUGACAGCUACCUGCUAGUCUACGGUCUCUUCGGCUUUGCUCAAGUCUUCCUCCUGAUUGGUUACUACUACCUGUUCUGGACCCGGAUGGUCAUGGCGGGCCGGAACCUGCACUCAGAGAUGACCUCUCGACUCUUCCGCGCGCCCAUGGCCUUCUUCGACACAACGCCCAUUGGCCGGAUUCUCAACCGCUGCUCCAGGGAUAUUGAGAUUGUGGACAACUUUCUGCCCAUCAUCUGCCGAGAUUUCCUCGGAACAUUCAGCAUCAACUUCAUCACCAUCCUGGUCAUCUUGAUCGAGACUCCAGAGUUUGGCGCUGUCCUCAUACCCGUCAUCAUCUUCUUUUUCAUCGUUCUGAGGUUUUACAUACCUACUUCCCGACAGUUAAGACGAAUUGAGCACGUGACCAGGUCCCCAAUCUACACACACUUCAGCGAGUCUGUCUCCGGCUGCUCUACCAUCCGGGCCUACAACGUCACAGACCGGUUUGUCAACGAGUCCAAGCGCCGAGUGGACUACAAUGUCGUCUACUUUUUCGCUGCUUCUACGGCACUCAGGUGGCUGUCAGUGAACCUGGACACCCUGGCCAACAUCGUCAUCUUCGCCGCGGGCCUGUUCCAGGUCCUGUCUCCGGACAGUGACGCCGGGAAGGCGGGACUCACUGUGUCCUACGCUCUACAGAUCUCGGGCGGUCUACCUUGGAUGGUUCGACAGCUGGCAGAUUUUGAGACCAACAUUGUGUCUGUAGAGAGGAUCAAGGAGUACUCUGAGAUAGAGCAGGAGUCUGACUGGAUCGUGAACACCAAGCGUCCCAUGCCCAGCUGGCCUCCCCACGGAGUGGUGGAGUUCAGCAAUUACAGCGUCCGCUACAGGGAGGGCCUGGACCUCGUCAUCAAGGGAAUCUCCCUUAGGAUAGAGGCUGGAGAGAAGGUGGGCGUGGUGGGGCGGACAGGGGCGGGCAAGUCUUCCUUGUCGCUGUCGCUGUUCCGGCUGAUGGAAGCCGCCGGCGGGAACAUCUACGUGGACGGCAUCGACGUCGCUGAGAUCGGCCUGCACGACCUCCGGUCAAGACUGACCAUCCUGCCACAGGGUCCUAGUCCUUGACGCUGGUCUGGUCAAGGAGUUUGAUUCCCCGGCCAAGCUUCUGGAAGACACCAGCUCCACAUUCUACUCAAUGGCCGUGGACGCCAACCUGGUGUGAAGGCCCACGGCUCGCCUUGUGCGUGGAGCCAAGAACUUUUGUGGUUCCAUUCCCACUUGUCAAGAGACGCUCAGUCAUCAUAAUUUUGUAAAUUGUAGCUCUCUGCAUUCGUGAAUGUCAUUACGCGUGGAGCUAAGCACUUUUGUGGUUCCAUUCCCACUUGUCAAGAGACGCUCAGUCAUCAUAAUUUUGUAAAUUGUAGCUCUCUGCAUUCGUGAAUGUCAUUACGCGUGGAGCUAAGCACUUUUGUGGUUCCAUUCCCACUUGUCAAGAGACGCUCAGUCAUCAUAAUUUUGUAAAUUGUAGCUCUCUGCAUUCGUGAAUGUCAUUACGCGUGGAGCUAAGCACUUUUGUGGUUCCAUUCCCACUUGUCAAGAGACGCUCAGUCAUCAUAAUUUUGUAAAUUGUAGCUCUCUGCAUUCGUGAAUGUCAUUACGCGUGGAGCCAAGACCUUUUGUGGUUCCAUUCCCACUUGUCAAGAGACGCUCAGUCAUCAUAAUUUUGUAAAUUGUAGCUCUCUGCAUUCGUGAAUGUCAUUACGCGUGGAGCUAAGCACUUUUGUGGUUCCAUUCCCACUUGUCAAGAGACGCUCAGUCAUCAUAAUUUUGUAAAUUGUAGCUCUCUGCAUUCGUGAAUGUCGUUACACAGUUGCAUUUGAGGUUUUCUUUGUUUGAGGAGAAGGGGAGUGGAGUUGAGAGUUCUGAAUUGUUUUUGUGUUAUAUGUUGUUCUACUCGUAUGUACCUUGUUAGUGCAUUAGGGAGUGUGUGGUCAUCUCUUUAAAAAAGAAAGAAAGAAAGAAAGAAAUCUGUCCCCG
This is a messenger RNA of Aplysia californica (California sea hare), 2492 nucleotides long. RefSeq names its product multidrug resistance-associated protein 1. Gene Ontology annotation, biological process: transmembrane transport. Gene Ontology annotation, cellular component: membrane. Gene Ontology annotation, molecular function: ATP binding; ATP hydrolysis activity; ABC-type transporter activity. NCBI's taxonomy places the organism in Eukaryota, Metazoa, Mollusca, Gastropoda, Aplysiida, Aplysiidae. The record is from RefSeq and is a predicted model, not a curated record.